AUGCCAUCUGAAAAAGAACACUUUUUUCCUGAUAAAAAGGAAAUUAACUUGUUGAAACAAAAUGCUGCAAAGAAUUUUUCUACAAAUACUGCUUUUGAAAAAGCACUGGUGAAUCAUCCCUUAAGUAUGACAACUCAGCCAGCAAUUUUAAAUGUCAAUCUUUCUUACAAACUAAAAAAUGUGAAAAUCGAUUUACCCAAGGUGAACAUUCCAAAUGAAGUAUUAAUGAAACAUGAAGUUGAAAGAUUUAGAAAACUCUUUCAGUGUAAACAGCAAACUGCAAGGAAGUCCUUAAGUCUAGAGAAAAUAAAUGGAAGCAAUCCCAGUUGUUCAGAGGGAAGCCACUUGCAAAGUAAACCAGAAGUGCAAUUUGAAGAAGGGUUGAAAACUACAGCAAAGAUACUGAAUUUCAGUUGUACAAAAUGCAAGGAUAACAUUAGAUACAGCCCGAAUGAUCUACAGAAACAUUUUCAGCUGUUACACUAUGGCGAGUUGCCUUUAUAUCCUUGCGAGAUGUGUAGUUUCUCAGCAAAUGACUUUCAGUCAUUUAAACAGCAUAGACGCACCCACCGUAGCACUUUAGUAAAAUGUGAGCUCUGUAAUGAUGAGCAUAUGUACACUUUGUUGGCUUUGACAAAACACUUUACAUCAAAGCAUUGUGUAAAUGGCCACUUUCAGUGUGAAAAGUGUGGGUUUUCUACCAAGGAUGUGGGCACAUUUGUUCAGCACAUUCACAAACAUAAUGAAAUUACUUAUCAAUGUGAAAAAUGCCAUUACAUAAGCUUUUCAGAAGAGGAGUUUCAGAAGCAUCUUCUUGUUCAUACUAGCGUGUUGCCUUUUGCUUGUCAGUACUGCAGUUACAGAGCAUCACGGAAAGAUUAUCUUGUAAAGCACAUCAUAGCUUUACAUAGAGACCACUUAUAUGCAAAAGAAAAACUGGAAAAGGAUAAAUGUGAAAAAAGACUAGUGAAGACUCCAGCAGGACUCAAGCUUGUGUUAAGAAGGUAUAAAACGGGAGCAUCGAAAAAAGCACUGUGGAAACGGAAAAAAAUCAGCAGUGGAAGUGACAAAACUGGAGAAGAAAAUGCGCAAGUGCUAAGAAGCGUGAAUAAAAUUCAAACCAAAUCUGAGGAGCUGAACCAGUGUAUGAGAGAUGUGGAAGCAAAUGAAGAAAAAGAUGAAAUUAUAUACACAGAAAAGCAUAAUUUAAUGGGUGGAAUGCUCUCUGCUACUACUGCACAAUACAGUAAAGCAGAUGAUGGAACAAGUUACAGCCUGGGAUUAUUGAAGAAUGCUGUUCAUGGGCCAACGGUAUUGAUGGUCAAAAACAAUAAAAUAUCUGUUCCAGCAAAUUACAGUGCUAAAUUUAUGGGAUUUAAAAUGGUAGAUGGAAAACAACAUAUUGUUAUAAAAUUAUUACCUACAAGUAAGCAAAACUUACAUUUGUUAGGUCAGAAAGCUGAUCUUAUUCAAGAUGGUUCUACAACUCCUUUGCUACAGACUGCUGAUCCCUAUGGCUUGUGUUCAGGUGCUAUGCCACAUGUAACUGAUCAGUCAACUGUAAAGAACAACUCUAUUCACCCAUUAACCUCCCCUCCAUUUUCUUGUUCUGCUCCUCAUUCAGGAAAAACAAAAGUGGAAAAACAAAAUAGCUCCUUAUUGUACGGUAGGAGUGUUUCUCAAACUGUAGCACCUUCUAAUGUAGCUGUAGGAAAAGGUUUGAAUUACUUGCCAAUGAAGUUGGACUCAAAUGUACCUCCAUGUGAUGAGGUAACAAAAGUUGGAACUCGAAGUAAUAUCUCAUGGGGAAGCUAUAGUUCUCCAAGUCAUCCUCAGGUAUUACCACCCACUAUUACAAAUACACGUCACUAUGACCCUGUGAAAAUGCCCUUCUUUCCUGAACUGAAACUACAAAAUGGUGGCCUGAAUAAUAGUAAUGGAACUAAUAAUCUCUAUUUUUCAACUUCAGUGGAUUCUUCUAAUGAAGGGUUGCUGUCUUUUCAUAAUUAUUCCAAAAUGAACACUUCAGAUAAUCCAUGUAGCAUUUGGAUGUCGUCAGAUGACAGAUAUAAAGAAUUUUUAUCUAGCAAAACAGCUUCUUUUCAAAACAGUAGAAGAACUGAAUCUGCAUCUUCAUAUUCUGAAUUUAUGAAAAGCUUAGCAGAGAAAGUUGUAUCAGCUCAGUCAAACAUGAAUAAAACUUAUGGGCACACUAGCAGUAACUCUGUGUCUUCUAAAAGCCAAUCUAAAUGUGUUGUUGGCAGUGAGUGUUUUAUGGAGGACCAGCAUAAUGGCCAGCAGUAUUUGGACACUAACAUGCAUCAAGGCUUUGAGAACAUAGCUGAGAAAUUCCAAGAAAAUGCCUCAGAUUGUGUUAACUCGGUCUUAAUGCCUAAAAUCACAUCUGUUUUCUCAUUGCAAAGUGAACAGGCAACUAAUUAUUUAUCACCUGAAAUAAAGCAGGUACUGCAAGAUGUGUUAAAAGUGAAGGCAACUACUCAGCAAGAAUCCCACAGCAAGUCAAAUAACUGCCUAAAACUUCAUUCUGACAAGCUGCUUUCUGGUCAUGAGACGGGGAAUAAAGCCUUUACACAUUUAAAAAGCUCAGCAACUGCAUGUGGUUUUCAGAGGCUUCCUACUAAUGUAGACUUUCAUUUAUGUAAGAGAGAGUUGAACACAAGAUGUAGCACAAAUGAGGGUACGCAUUGUGGGAGAGAAGCACAGACACCCAGAACAUCAUUUGAUUCACGGAGAAUGGAUAAAUUAUCCAGAACUCCAGGUGUUGGUACAUUGCUAAAAACUCAUACAGAUGCAAUCAUAACACAGCAGUUAGUAAAAGAUAAAAUACUAUCUGCAACCCAAAAUCCUAGUAACUUUUCACCAGUUCAGGAACAGAGGAAACCCCUUUUAGUUCAGUCCUCACCAUCAGGAUUUUUUGUUCCUUUGCACCUUGCUAACAAGCCUGGGCUACAGGUGAUUUCAGGAAAAACUCUUCCAUCAACUAGUUCGUCAGAUGGGCAUGUGACUAAAGGUGUACCUGCAUCCUUUGUUAUAAAUAAAGGACCUGGAAUGAUUUUGACUUUCAGUGGGGCAAUUGGAACAGUUGCCAGUGUUCCUAGUGAUACUUCUCAGGUUUUAGGGAGAGUUGCAUCCAGAGAAUAUGGCAAAAUAACCAUACCAGUUUCAAAAAUGGAGAGGGAAAAGGACAGUUUUGGAAGUGUACAAAGUUCCUGUAAUAGGAGAGCAUGUAGCACAGCAAAUGACUCAUUGAAUAAUGUGUCAUUUAAAGGACCUCUAGUAAUUACAAACUUGGCGGAGUCAUCUGUGAAAGCAGUUUCUUCUGUGAAGGUGUUACCAGAGCAUCAGGAUGCUGUCUUUGGCUCUUUGGAAUCAGUAAACCCACAAGAAAUGAAACAGAAACAACAUGUUUAUGCCCUUUUGCCUGAUGGACAACAGGCAGUUUUUCUGAAGUGUGUGACACCAAACGAGCCUGUAGUUCAUAAACAUAGUGUUUUUCAGGAUAACGCUCAUUAUCAAAAUAGUCAACCAAAGAAAACUGGAGCCAUGCAACAAAAGCUUUUGCUGAAAAUUAAGACUUCUACUUCAGAUAUGCUGGCUGAUACCACUCGAUCAGUAAGCAACUCAGUGCCCUCACCACAGCUGGAUAACUUGCAGUCCUUUACUCCUGCACUAUCACAGAAACAAACUACUAAUCUUACUUCUAAUGAUGCCUUAAUCUUACCAGGUAGCUUAAUGCCAGCAAAUGCCUCUUUGGCAAGCGCUAAUCCAGCAUGUUGUGUUCCUCCUGUAGAACCUGUCUAUUCUACUGAGUCUACAGGGACAUGUUUGCAAAAAGGUUCCGUUGAGAGUAGGCAAGUAAUGACUGCUAACAACAGGAGUAACUUUGACAGUCAGAAAUCCACAUGGAGGACUCAAAACAGAACCCCAAAAGUAAAAUCUCGUUUGAAAAAAACUGGGUCUAAAAGUUCAGAAACUGUGGGAAUACAAAGAAACAAGAAUUUCAAACGGAAAAGUAAGGAUAAUUGCCCAGAACCUCCAAGAAAGAAAGUAAUGUUGCACAGAAAGUGUAAGGAAAAGAAUCAAGCUGAAGUUGCUAGUCAAUCAGGUGGCCUGAGGGCAUCAAAAGAAACUGUGAGGAUUUUGAAAUUACUUCCUUUUAGUUCUAAACAGCUUGUAAAAUGCCCUCGGAGAAAUCAACCAGUUGUUGUGCUUAACCAUCCUGAUGCAGAUGUUCCAGAAGUUGUAAAUGUGAUGAAAACCGUUGCUAAAUUUAAGGGACAUGUUCUUAAGGUUUCAUUGUCAAAAAGAACUAUGGACGCACUUCUGCAGCCAGCCUUCUCCAGUCCUUUAGAUGUAACUACUGAUGGUCUUUCUCAAAAAAGGCACAGGACAAUAAAACCUAUUAGCCCUGUAAAAGAAAGAUUUGUCUUAAAACUAACACUGAAAAAGACUAGCAAAAACAAUUAUCAGAUUGUGAAAACUACCUCUGACAAUACCUUGAAAGCUAAGUUUAGCUGCUGGUUUUGCGGUAGAAUAUUUGACAAUCAGGAUAAUUGGGUAGGACAUGGACAGAGGCAUCUGAUGGAGGCUACUCGAGAUUGGAAUUCAUUAAUGUAA
This is a messenger RNA of Chaetura pelagica (chimney swift), 4638 nucleotides long. It is a transcript of the gene ZNF518A, whose product is annotated as zinc finger protein 518A. Gene Ontology annotation, molecular function: DNA-binding transcription factor activity, RNA polymerase II-specific; RNA polymerase II transcription regulatory region sequence-specific DNA binding. Gene Ontology annotation, biological process: regulation of transcription by RNA polymerase II. Bases 1 to 4638 code for a protein of 1545 amino acids. The transcript has a single exon. Gene Ontology annotation, cellular component: nucleus. The record is from RefSeq and is a predicted model, not a curated record. NCBI's taxonomy places the organism in Eukaryota, Metazoa, Chordata, Aves, Apodiformes, Apodidae.